UACCAUCAAAACCUAACCCAGUGUCCAUUCAGUAAUGCCCUUCCUCAUUCAUGUUCAUGUUAAAAUCCUUUUGUGCAUUUUUGUGUGUCCACUAACUGUUGGCUUUUGCUGAGAGAAGGGAGAAUGAAGGAGUGAGGUAGGGACGAUUAUGGAGGAGGUCUGGGGGAUGUGGGCAGCAUUUGAAGAAGAGGAAUGUCAGUAGCUUGGAAACACACGCACAUGCAGACGCAUUAACGCACACACACACAAGCGCCUAAGGGUUUCAAUUGGAAAUUUAAGAGAAGUUAUCUCCAUUCCGGCUAAACUGGAUAACAAAUGUCACCAGCUGUCUCUAUGGCUCUCAAGUACCUCGCUGUGUUGCUGCUGGUGUGUGUUUUCGACUCAGCCUCAGCGACUGUUGUAGCCGACUUGGACACAGACUAUGGAGGUGUCCCUGUGCGGAUCAGCCGUCUUCUUGGUGAGCCUAGUGUACGUCUGCAGGGACGGAUGGACGCAGCCUGGUUUCGAGCCAACAACCCCCAGGCCUGCCCUCAGCAGUGUGACUGCCCCAUCCAAUGGCCCACGGCGCUCUACUGUGACCACAAAGGCCUGGCGGACAUCCCUGACAGCCUGCCAAACAGAACUCAAUACCUUUUUCUUCAGGCCAACAACAUCUCGUCCUUGUCUUCCUCUUUUCUGACCAAACUUACUGCUCUACGCUGGCUCAUCCUGGACCACAAUCAACUGCAGGAACUGGUCGCGCUGCAGACACAGACCCAGAUGUACUACUUUUUUGCCAACCACAACCACCUGCGAUCGGUGCCAAGCACUCUACCUGCUGGACUCAAGGAGUUGCGACUGGCCCACAACCAAAUUAGCAGCAUCAGUCCUGGAGCUUUCCAGAACCUGCAGAACUUGACACUGUUGCUGCUGCAGGGAAACAGACUGCAAACCAUCGUGGAGGGAGACCUCAAAGGUCUUUUGAGUCUGCACCUGCUGGACCUAAGUGGGAAUCUGUUCUUGGCUGUCCCCAGAAAUUUACCCCCUUCUGUCCAGCAGCUCUAUAUGUCCAAUAACACUCUCAUCGGGCUGGAUGAAGACAGUUUAAGGGGAUUUCUCAAACUCAAGUAUCUUCGGCUAAGUCACUGUGGUCUUCAGAGCAGCAAUGUCUACCAGCAAGUCUUCAACUUCACCAGCUUGGUGGAACUGGACCUUUCUCAUAACAAACUUAAAACUAUUCCCACAGUCGCCACCACUCUGCAGUACCUCUACCUGGAGGCCAAUGAAAUACAAGAUUUCAAUGUGAACAGUUUCUGCAGACAUUGGGGACCUCUGUCCUACUCCAGGAUGAAGAUCUUACGAUUGGAGGGAAACAAAAUAUCCUACCAACAGCUGCCAUCCAACUGGGUCUUUUGCCUGCGAGUGCUAGAAAGUAUUUAUAUUUGAUCCACUUUUUAAGUAUGCCAUAUUCAAUAUGCAAUAUGAAGAUUUCUGUUAACUUCACUUGUCAAACAGCUCACGGCUACAGCUUUAAGAAUGAAUUACGUCAAUAUGUAGAAAGACACCCAGGCACUAAAGGGGAAACCCACCUUCAAAAGAUGCCAAAGCAUGAUUUCCGCACUAAAUCAGAGUUAUAAUCAUAACACCAAAAGUCUUGAUGAAAACAUCUGUCUCUUUCUCCGUCUCCAUCUCUCUCUCUCUCAUCCCAUCUUUUCCAAGUUUUGCCUUACUAGGGUUAAACAUCUGUGUUUUAUUACCAAAUAGGAACUGUGACAAACCCUCUCUGAUGUGCUUUGGUUAAACUGAGCUCUGUUAGGCAAAAAAGGAAACAUUUGAAAGGCAAAAUUAAGUAGCUUUAACCAAAACCAAGGCUGAUCCUCACAUUGAAUAUAAAAAUGUUCUGACAAAGCAAUUGAAGAUGCCAUUUACAAAAAUAGUAUUGUCCUAAAAUGCAGAAGUAUUUUUUGGAAACAUUACUGUAUAUUCCCAAAAAUAAUAAGCACCCCAGAUGGUGUGCACACUUCCCUUGCACUCAUUCUGCAUCUACAAUCCACAAGCUGCUCUCUUGACAGCUGUGAGUACUAACAAUAGCCACGUUGUUACUAUUCAUGCCAAGUUCACAGAAAUUGGAAUAAACAAAUACUGAAAGGACAGAUCCCUCUUCCAGCAGCAGAUGUUUCUGUUUUGAACCACUUCGUUUGCUUGACAUUUAACUUCAUGUAGCAUUAAAGAACCCUAGAGGACGUA
Molecule: messenger RNA, 2226 nt
Organism: Gasterosteus aculeatus aculeatus (three-spined stickleback)
Lineage: Eukaryota; Metazoa; Chordata; Actinopteri; Perciformes; Gasterosteidae
Product: lumican
Molecular function (GO): protein binding
Source: RefSeq, a predicted model, not a curated record